UAUUUAAAACACCGCUUAUUUACUAAAUUAGCCUACCAUGAAGCCCAGCUUUGGGCCAAGGGUCACACUCUCUCAGCCUCAGGGGAAGGCGUUGGCAAACCCCCUCGGAACAAAUAUAGCCAAGGAAACCCCGCCAUAGCCUCCAUUUAGGGUCACUUAUGACUGGGAGAGGAAGGAAGGCACACAACCACAACCACCACAACAAUAACCAUGGAUGGCGAUGGACUCGGAGAGCAGUGGAGUCUCCUUCCUCGGAGGUCUUUUUUAAACAGAGGCUGCCAAUGGGGAUGCUCUGAUGGAGAGUUCCUGCAUGGAAGAAGAAAGGGGCUGCACUGGAUCCGGGCCCCUUUUGGGGGGGUCUCUUUCGAGGGGAAUUUCUGAGAGAGAGUUGCAUUGCAGAGACUGUCUGGGGAUUCUGGGAAUUGUAGUCCAAUUCUAUUGUGGGAAGUCCACAAUAGUUCUGAGGGGCUUUGGAGACCCGGAAGCGCCUCGUGGCGGCAUCCUCUACAUUUUUCCUAUCUCUGCGGCCGCCGGCGCCAUUUUGUCGUCUCCAUGGAAACGCGGCCUAGCGGACACGCCGAAGCCUGACUUGCAGUGAAAUACAAGGCCUAGGUUCGGGGAUGGCGGAGGCGGCGGGGCUUUGGAACCAGGACACCGGCCUGGCCGUCUACCGAUCCCGGGACCCCGUCGGGAACCUCCGCGUCAGGGUGGGCCUCCGUCGGGUGACCUCCUCCAGCCUCUUCCUCCAUCAGCUCCAGGCACCCUCCGGCCAGCAACCCAUCAGCCUGGCCACCCUCGGCACCCAAAACGCGGCUGCAGGUGGCCAUUGUCCGGAGGAGGAGAAAGAAGAGGCAAUGGUCGGCUGGCAGGAGAAGCUCUUCAGCCAGUUUGAGGUGGACCUCUACCAGAACGAGUCUGCCUGCCAGACCCCCCUCGACCGCCAGUACCACCAAGACGUCCUGAAGCUGGAAGGGUCUGGCGGAAGGAAGAACAGACGCAUCUUCACCUACACGGAUCACGACCGCUUCACCAACCUGGAAGAGCACGGCCAGAGAGUGACCACAUCUGCUGACGAAACGCCGUCCUACUUGGCCGAGCGCAUGGCCAACGUGAGGAGGAGGCGGCAGGAGCGCAGGCCCAUGGAAGGAACUGGCCUGAAGUCCCGAAUCAUCACCUGGGAGCCGUCGGAGGAAUUCAUCAAGAACAACCACGUCCUCAACACCCCUGUCCAGACCAUGUACAUCAUGGGGGACUUGGGACCCUCGGGCAAGCUCGGCUGUCGGGAAUAUGAGCACGUCCUCUGCACCAUCAAGGUGGACAGCAAUGGUGUCAUCACUGUCAAGCCAGAUUUCACUGGCACAAAAGGGCCGUACAGGAUCGAGUUGGAAGGAGAGAAGCGGGAAGUGUGGAGCUUCACCCUGGAGAAUGCCUCGCCCCAGGUGGAGGAAGAGGAGGCGGCCCGGGAGCAGCGUGUCUUCAAGGAUUUGUACAGUCGUCACAAGGAGUAUCUCAGCGGACUUGUGGGCUCUGACUUUGAGAUGACUCUUCCUGGUGCUCUCCGACUCUUUGUGAAUGGUGAAAUUGUAUCUGCUCAAGGCUAUGAGUAUGACAACCUCUACGUCCACUUCUUCAUGGAGCUCCCCAGCUGCUGGUCCUGUCCUCCAUCCCAGCCCCUCUCCGGAGUGACUCAGACCUGCGCUACCAAGACGUGUGGCAGGGAACGGGUGGCUUUCUUCUCCUUCCCUUUCACCCUGGAGGUUUUCUUCAGCCAAGAAGAUGAGUUGGAAGGGCCUCUUCCCCAGUGGCCAGUCCUGUACUUUGAGGUUCUCUCCUUGGAUUUCUGGCAGAGGUAUCGUGUCGAAGGCUAUGGCUUUGUUGUCCUGCCAGCCACGCCAGGGCUUCAUACCUUGACUGUUCCCACUUGGCGUCCUGUGGAGCUUGGCACUUUCUCAGAGCUGCAGCGGUUUUUCAUUGGAGGUUCGCCUGAGCUGGAGGAUCUGACCUACACCAGGGUGCCCAGCACCUUCACGGGCGACCGCCUCAGCCGCUUUGGUUUCCGCACGAAGACGACGGGCAGUGUCACCUUCCGCCUGAACUGCCUGCAGCAGUCCAAGGCCUUCCUGGAAUCCAGCUCCAUGAGGAAACGCAUGCGGAGCGUCCUGGACCGGCUGGGCGGCUUUGGUCAGCACGGCUCCCUCUACAAUGUCCUGGAGGCCUUCCAGCGCGCCCGGCGCCGGAUGCAAGAGGCCCGAGAGAGCCUUCCCCAGGACCUGAUCCGCACCUCGGCCUCCUCCACUGCCCACCUGGCAGGAGGGGAGUCCUGAACUACCAGAAGAAUCCUCCCUUGGGCUUUCCUUGGUGGACGACUGGACCUUCAGGCUGCCCCUCCACCUUCUCAAGCUCAUCUCCACUUAACCUUCUCACCAAGCGAAGUCUUGACUUGGAUUCGCUGUGUGGCUGAUUUGGAGCUGGAUCUGAAGAUGGACAUUGUUCUUCAUUUUCCUCAGUAAGCAAGGAGGAAGCCUUUCACCUUUUGAGGGGCUUCAGGAUUGGUGCCACAUCUACAAAAGGCAGGGUGCUGCAUCCCAGUGCCCUCUCUUCUCUUACAGAGCCAGAAAGGAUCAUUGAACAAGAGCAUGAAUUUCCCAAGACUGCAGCAGAAAGCUCUCUUCAAUACCAGGAGCCCACGGAAGUGCCUUGGAUCUGCCAGGUGGCAGAGGCCUGUGUGUCCUCUUAAGGAGCAGGGCCCACAGCCAAGCAUUGCACCAGCCGAGAUCCACAUCUCUCUCCCUCCAUUUGAGGGCUCCUUCUAAAGCCAUGGUUGACUUUCUGCACUGGGCAUGAGGAAAGACACUUUUUUGGACUGCAGCUCCCAGAAUCUCCCAGCCAAUCUGGGUGUUGGCAUCCAAAAAGUAUGAUAGAAGACUGUUUUCAGGUUCUGGAGAUCUACCGAAGUCCAAACCUAAGAUGCUCUCAGAUGAAUCCAAAUGUCCCUCUUUGGGCAAGGCCCCUUUGGGUUUGGGCUGAUUCUAAGAGAGAAGGCAGAGAGUGUCUGGGGGAGAGUUACAUUUUGUUCUCCUUCUCUCUUUCUGUAUAAUGUUUUUAAAACAAUAUGGUUCAGGGCACAGGACAGAGUAGGUCCUAAAAUGACAUUUUCACGGUAGCACUGCCCUCUCUGGGAGAGGGGUCUUGUUUUCUAUAAAAACAAUAUUGUUCCUUCAAAACAAUAAAUGAAGCCAUGUUAAUUCUC
Sceloporus undulatus (fence lizard) is the source of this 3250-nucleotide messenger RNA. It is a transcript of the gene MKS1, whose product is annotated as MKS transition zone complex subunit 1. NCBI's taxonomy places the organism in Eukaryota, Metazoa, Chordata, Lepidosauria, Squamata, Phrynosomatidae. Gene Ontology annotation, cellular component: MKS complex. The record is from RefSeq and is a predicted model, not a curated record. The transcript has 18 exons. The coding region runs from base 621 to 2324 and encodes 567 amino acids. Gene Ontology annotation, biological process: cilium assembly.